This is a messenger RNA of Miscanthus lutarioriparius, 441 nucleotides long. The record is from the annotation of a GenBank genome assembly. NCBI's taxonomy places the organism in Eukaryota, Viridiplantae, Streptophyta, Magnoliopsida, Poales, Poaceae.
AUGACGAAGGAUGGCCUCCUUUGUAUUGUCAUGUUAGAUGAAUAUGAACACAACAUCCAAUUCUGGGUGUGGGAUACAGUUCUUAGCAGUGCUGCAAAGUGGGUGCUGCGCAAAACUGUUCUGCUGGACAUACCCCUCCCACUAGAACUGCAGUUGUAUUGGCCGGCGUUGAGAAUAGUGUGGUUUAAGGAGGAGAACAAUGUGAUCUUCCUGUGGACACAUACUGGCAUCGUCAUGUUCAACCUGGAGUCGAUGAAGUGUAUGAAGGUGUCUGAAGAAAUUCGCUACAACAAAAUUUAUCCUUACUCAAGCUUCAUGACUGCUGGUAGAGAUGUUGGCCUGUUGUCUGUUGAUGAGGUGCAUGAUAGAUUCACCAAGGCAAUUCUCCAGAUCCUCACAAUUGGUUGUAGUAUCAAAGAGCCAACCAUCCUUGGUCCAUGA